UUUUUUCACUCAACCUCUCAUUUGACUCAGAGGCAGUCACACACCAAUUUGCGCACAGACGGUGGAAAAAUAGGGGCAGAAGAUGGCUGACUUUACCGGGCAUCGCGAGCCCUCAACAGCAUCAUCAACAUCACCCGGGCUGUUCCCAAGCUUGACAUUCGCGGUUAGGCAACUUUAAAUCAGCCCCGCCUUAUCCAACCAUCCACCACCGCAAAUAUUGACAGAGCUAUUAUAAACAAUGGCAGAGAUGGAAAAAGAGGGCAGACCCCCCGAAAAUAAAAGAAGCAGAAAACCGGCUCACCCCGUGAAAAGGGAAAUCAACGAAGAAAUGAAGGUUCGGGCUGAGCGGGCCCACCCAUGGGCAGGCAUGGCGGGUGAUCUCCAUGGCAACCCACCCUACUCCAUGAGUUUUGCAGAGAACACUAUGAACGAGCUGCUGGGCUGGUACGGCUAUGACAAGGUAGACCUGAGAGACCAGGACAACAUCGACAUACGGAACUACCCAGAUGGAGAGGUACAACACAUCUCUGUCCUGAAAGAAAAAUCUUUGCCAAAAAUCCCAGGAGGAUCGGGGGAGAACAGCGAUGUCUCCCCAAACCAAGUCAAUAGCUCCCACUCUACAUCAACAUCAAGAAAUGGAGUGACAGAGUCCUCCACCACCCCAUCCACCUCCACACCCAGCACCAGGGAGCAUGGGAACAUGCCGAUCAUAGUCCCACUGAUCCCACCCUCCAUGAUCAAGCCACCAGCAGACGAGGAUGUGUCUAACGUCCAGAUCAUGUGCGCAUGGUGUCAGAAGGUUGGCGUCAAACGCUACUCCCUCAACAUGGGCACUGAGCUAAAGAGCUUCUGCAGUGAGAAGUGCUUUGCUGCCUGCCGCAGAGCCUACUUCAAGAGAAACAAGCUUGGAUAUUUAAGGAAUUACAGGGCGAGAGACGAAGACGGCCAUGGUGAGAAAUUACCCCAGCACAGCUAUUCUAAGGAUACGCCCAGGCUUGUCUUCAAAACAAACAGCGAUGUGCUUGUGUGUGACUGGUGCAAACACAUCCGCCACACCAAGGAGUACCUGGACUUUGGUGCCGGUGAACGGAGGUUGCAGUUCUGCAGUGCCAAAUGCCUGAACCAGUACAAGAUGGACAUCUUCUACAAAGAGACUCAGGCGGCGCUGCCAGGGGGCCUGUGUAACCCAGGACACGGCCCUGUGGAGGGCAAGUCAGAGAGCAGCACUGGGUUGCAGCUUUUAACACCCGAUUCCUGGGGCACACCUUUGGGUGACUUACGUCGCAAAGCACCUUCUCCUGGGGCAAACCCCUCUGUGCCAGUCCCCUCCAGCUCCACCGCUGCCUCUCCCUCUGAGACAGGCACCGUCUGCUCUCCUUCUUUCUCGUCCGCCAAAAACUCCACACCCAGACCCCACGAGAGUCCCACCUUACCCCCUCACCCACACCCCUCUCUGCACCCUCCCAUGGGAGUCCCCUCGGGCAGCCCCCCCAUGGUGAUGACGCCCCGGGGGCCCGUGCCCCUGCCCUUCUUCAUGGAACAUCAGAUGAUGCAGCAGAUGCGCCCUUCGUUCCUCCACCCACCUCCCCACCGCCCAGGCCCCAACAGCCCUCUGUCCAACCCAAUGAUCCCUGGCAUCGGGCCACCACCCCCACCACCCAGAACCAUGGCUCCACCAUCCAGCCCUAUGCACAGGCCCCAGUUCUCACCCCACCACCACCCCACCAACAACCCCAACCUUGGAGGGAACCCUCCAGGGAUGAUGCCACCCUAUCCAGGCCUACACAUACCUGGUUUUCCUUUCACCUCCAACAUGAUGCCAAACGGGCCCAUGCAUAUGCCGCACAUGAUGAACUUCGGUAUACCUUCCCUUGCCCCCCUGGUGCCCCCACCAACCCUGCUGGUCCCUUACCCUGUAAUCGUGCCCCUGCCCGUGCCCAUCCCUAUACCCAUACCCUUCCCCUUCAACCCCAAGACCUCCAAGGACAACCCCAGCAGCAACAACGACCCCAUUCCGAGUGUGUCGGGGGAGAACACUGAUCUGACGGAGCCCAAGCCUUUCUACUCUGGUUCCUCCAAAGGGGAACUGAAGUUGGGGCCCUCCAGUUCUGGGGUGCACUCCUUGGGCUUUUCUGGCUAUACUCUGGACCGCUUUGGCUCUGAGAGAAGUAGGAUUGGUGUGGUGGACCUGACCGUGAAGACUGAGAGUACGGAGAGUGCCACCACCUUGGGACUCUCGCUCCCUGGUGGCCCCGCAGCCUCCCUCUCCGAGGGAGUGAUCGACCUGACUCUGGGCCAGCGGUCGCGGCUGCAGCAGGUCACCCAGCGGGUGGUGCCCAGUGUCCAGGUGAAGGUGGAACCGGAAGGGGACUCAUCCAGCCCCCCACCCUCUGGACCAUCCUCUCUUGAUGUAUCUGGGAAGGGGGACAGCAGCCUAGAGGACAUGAGCCAGGAGGUCAGGGAGGCCAUUAGUGUCUCUCUGAAGCCAAACUCUCUAUCUUGUUGCCAGGCCACAUCACCAUCCCCCCAGCCAAACGAAAACUCCUACCUCACCCAGCUCACAAACCACCCUGGCACCACACAGACCCAGCCCUGCAACCUCGCUGCCCCCUUUAAUGUCAUAGUAAACGGCAGCAGUCAAUCCACAGACAGCCCCGGCAGGAGCACGCUACCCACACCUCAGCCUGACCCUGGUCGGAGAGGAGGAGGUGGUGAACCGGCCAACUGCGAGCUGGAGCGGGAUGCCCUGAAGGAGAACAGCUGCACAGUGGCGGAGUGGGAACCAGGUAAGAGAGGCCCGAGUGACGAGGCAGCACAGGGGGGCACUGAUGAAGGCAAGCUAGAAGCUUUCUGCGACCUUAUGGAUCUAGACGAUGAUGACGACCACGCCUAUGCACUGCUGCUGCCCAAGGCUGGCUGUGUUAUUCAGCCCGGGCCAAAGCCCAGCGACAAGACAGCCAUUGUGUCCUAUAGCAUCAGCGCUCCUCUGGCGGCAGGGAGCCCCGAGCUGGAGCCGCCGUUAAAGAGGAGGUGCCUGCGAAUACGCAAUCAGAACAAAUGAGGCAGAAAAGCUCAGAAAGGUGGCAGUAUUUCCCCAACAGAAUGAGGGACGCUUUUGAAGCUGUUGACUACACUAGCCUUCAACUAUCCGCUCCUCCACUCCACAAACCUCUCUCCCAGCCAACCAGCCACGUAACCCUAAUCUUGACCACUCAGACCACCCACACUGCCCAUCUCCCUUCCAAAGCAAAUGCUCUGUCAGAUCUCUGCUCUCCGACCCGAGAAGCCACAAUGCUAACCCAAUAGAUUUACCAGCAGUUGUAUGUUCACUGGAAGAGUCCUAAGGUAGCAUUUUUAGCCAGUCUGUCCCACAGUGAAAGGGGGAGUUUUCUUGUGGCAAGAAAUUCAGGCUAAAGUCAUCCCACCCCACCUCCAUUUGCAUGAUCACAACCAGUACAAAAUGCUAACCUCCAACCCCCAUCCCACCAUUGACAGUAACACCAAAAAGAGACAUCUCAUGAUGGAAGGUAACAAUCAGAAGGAGACAUUUUCUGAGCCUCGUUGGUUCAGGAAUAAGAAGGAAAAAGAGGAGCGGUGAAAUCCUUGUGUUCUGACUGUAGCGCUCUCCAUCCCUGGAGAUACCAAGGCCCCCUGCCACCACAGAGCCGUUCUCUUGUAAAGCAAUGGGGAUAUCUCCACAAUAAAAGGAGACCUUGGCACUAUUGAUCUGCUCCUCUUCAGUGAGUUUUAUGGUCAUAAAAGACAAGGAUUUUCAUGUAUAUCCUCACUCACUGAUUUGUGGACAACAGGGUAGCGAUCUCACCAGCAAAUGAUGGUGGGCAAUUGUGGACUAUGUGCAAUCUCUGCCAUCGUGGAGGCCAUUUUGCAUCUCUGCAAGCCCCUGGUCAGACCGGAUCAGAUGUGUAAUUCUAAUUCUUAUCAUAAUUUAUAUAUUUACAUUUUUCACAUCCUAAUGCUAUUGAUGAUAAUGAUGUACUGUAUCUUCAGCCACAUCUCUGAUGUUAUGGUAAUGGAGUGACUUCCAUCAUGGAAGCAAAAACAGGACUGCUGCUCAUCACACCGCUAAGGGAUUGCGUCAAUCAGGAGUUGAGACCACACCCAUUAGCAUUGUUUCAUCACUAGUGUUCAGGGUUGUAAUGCUGCACUAGGAUUUACCAUUGACAAGUGAUGCCGACUCUCUCUUACAAUCAAAUUUGCUUGUCAUUCUUGGAUAAUUUUCUGGAAACAAUGGUCCAAACUAUUUGUCAAGCCAAACUACUGAAAAAAAUGUAACAAUUCUUUAAUCAGUCACACAUGUUGUCAUAGAUAGUCAUAUUUACAUUCAAACAUUUUUUUUAACAGUUAUUUAAUAUUUUAUUUAACUAGGCAAGCCAGUUAAGAACUAAUUCUUAUUUACAAUGAUGGCCUACCCCGGCAAAACCUGGACGAUGUUGGGCCAAUUGUGCGUCCUAUGGGACUCCCAAUCACAGCCGGAUGUGAUGCAGCCUAGACUUUUAUUAUGAUAUGGGGAAUCAUCUCACUUCCCUGUCCUUCAUCCUGUUCUACAUUUUGUAAUUUUCCAGUGUUAAUCUGUCUGGAUUAUAACAUUUUGUCAGUUUAUUUUGCUUCAUCAGAGUUUAUGCUGCCGGUAGACAGUAACAUUUUUGCCAUCUAUUUAUUUACUAUGUUUUGGUGUCAUUACGUUUGCUAUGGCUUCAUGGAGGAAUUGUUUGCUCAAUUAUCUUGUAUAUCUAGUAUGUCUUCAAAUCUUUUGGUGCAAAGAUUAAACGAUUUCUCCCCCAUAGACUUCUUUCAACAUCAAAUUAGCUUUUUCGAUUUUCAUGUGUAAUCUUUCCUGCCAAAUCCUCCACCUUCUUGCCAACUUCUUUUUCCAUCUCUCCAUUUCCCUUUGAAUCUGAACCUUUUUUCUCUUCCACUGAACACCAAUGGGAAAUGUCAUGUCACACCCACUCCAGCGCUAUGGGUUGCAUGUUUUAUUACAGAAAUAGGAGAGUUACACACAAACACAUACACAUGCGUGCAUUUACACACACACACACACACACACACACACACACACACACACACACACACACACACACACACACACACACACACACACACACACACACACACACACACA
This is a messenger RNA of Oncorhynchus keta (chum salmon), 5143 nucleotides long. RefSeq names its product sine oculis-binding protein homolog A-like. Lineage: Eukaryota; Metazoa; Chordata; Actinopteri; Salmoniformes; Salmonidae. The record is from RefSeq and is a predicted model, not a curated record. The transcript is spliced from 9 exons. Gene Ontology annotation, cellular component: nucleus. The coding region runs from base 239 to 3061 and encodes 940 amino acids. Gene Ontology annotation, biological process: animal organ development.